CACACCACAUGGGAUGGAAAACCGCCGCGCUGGCAUCAAGACAAGCUACAAACCGGAAAACGAUCCAAUCGCAAUGAGCAUGUUACCUCGCAUUGAUCAACUGAGCAUCGAGGCGGGAGCAAUGAGCCAAAUGCCUAAAUCCGGCCUGUACGCACCGUCGAAUCCUUUCAGCAAUGGCAAUAAUUUAAUUAAUUUAGGCAAUCAUAACGAUAACGGACUGCCGCGCGUCAUCCAUCAUGAGCAUUCCGAUUCAGGACUGGGAGGCGAACAGGAUGAUAGAAAUGGCAAUCCGAAACAUUUACAUGAAGCUAGGAAGUCCACUAUGGGUCACAGAUGGCAAAGUGGGCGUAAUCGGCACGCUGCUGCCGCCGCCACUACCGCCACCGCUCAUAUCGCUAAAACCCCACUGUCUUCGCUCUGUAACGACUCUCGCUCGGUCAGCUUGGAAUACGUACUAACUCCUCUAAUACGCAGCUAUCAGUGUCACAGGCAAGUGGAGAUGCCUCCGCUGCAGCCCCGCGUCCACCAUCGCUGCACUCGGAACAGGAUCGCCGGUCGCGAACAAGAGAACGCCGGGAUUACAGGCCAGCCCAUCGGGAGUAUCGCCGGUGAAGCACGCCACUUGCGCAGCGGAAAUGAGCACCGAGCUGUGAACUCAACCUUCAACUUUGAUACGGUUGCGUUGGUGUUGUGUAUCUCGAUAACUUUCGAAAAGCGUCGAUUUGAGGUUAAAUUAACUGACAUAUCAGUAUUUUACUAGUAGUGGUCUUCCGCCUCGCAGCCGCAUUCCAUGACAUUUGAUGAUAUUCAUAUUUAUUUUUAGUAAGUUAUGUACAAGACCAAAAAUGUAUGCGCGUUGUAUUCCUUAGAACAUACCUUUUUGACCGAGACGGUGAAAUUCCAAGUGAAUGUACAUUGUUUUCCAUUUUUGUGUGUAAUGCGAACGAUGCAAUAUAUUUUUACCCAGUAA
Dalotia coriaria is the source of this 970-nucleotide messenger RNA. RefSeq lists its product as uncharacterized. NCBI's taxonomy places the organism in Eukaryota, Metazoa, Arthropoda, Insecta, Coleoptera, Staphylinidae. The transcript has 6 exons. The coding region runs from base 14 to 760 and encodes 248 amino acids. The record is from RefSeq and is a predicted model, not a curated record.